This is a messenger RNA of Cajanus cajan (pigeon pea), 1912 nucleotides long. RefSeq names its product Rho GTPase activating protein with PAK-box/P21-Rho-binding domain-containing protein (gene ROPGAP3). Gene Ontology annotation, biological process: signal transduction. Gene Ontology annotation, molecular function: GTPase activator activity. Lineage: Eukaryota; Viridiplantae; Streptophyta; Magnoliopsida; Fabales; Fabaceae. The record is from RefSeq and is a predicted model, not a curated record.
CCACUUAACCAACCCCAUCUCGUUUCCUUUAAAAGUAUUCCCUUUUAGUUUUAGUUUUACCGCCUCCAUAAUAAUACUCAUUCUCUCUCUCACAGACACAUUCGGAUCCUUUUAACACGCCCCCAUUAUUGCUUGCUCGUUAAUUACGGCAAUGACUCGCCUAUUUCGAUCCAAAUCUUGCGGACUCGUCGAGUUCAAUGCUGCUCCGCCGAGUCCACUUUUCCACGAUGUCAAAAAUGUGGACAAUGAUAAUGAAGAAGAAGAGGAGGAAGAAGAAGUAGAAGAGGAAGAGGAAGUGGAGUUUGACAGUGAUGAUGAUGAUGAUGAUGGUUCGAGCAACCAGGUUUCGACGCCGUUCAUCAAUCCAGGGUCAAAAGUAGGUGGUGGCCAUAGUUGCCAAACGAACCAGUUUGCGAUAUUGGAUAUUUUGAUGGCUGCGUUGAAGAAGUCGCUGGUGACUUGCAGUGUGGAGAGAGAGGAUGUUUCUUCCUUGGAUAUUAGCUGGCCAACAGAGGUGCGCCAUGUCUCGCAUGUUACAUUUGAUAGGUUCAAUGGCUUUCUUGGUUUGCCCUCUGAACUCGAGCCAGAGGUUCCCACGAGGGUCCCUAGUGCCAGUGCAAAAGUAUUCGGAGUUUCUGCAAAGUCAAUGCAAUGUUCUUAUGAUGAAAGGGGGAACAGUGUCCCAACCAUUCUGCUGAUGAUGCAAAAGCGCUUGUAUUCAGAGGGAGGCCUUAAAGCGGAAGGAAUAUUCCGGAUUAAUGCUGAUAACAGCCAAGAAGAGGUUGUGCGAGAUCAGCUAAACAGAGGUCUGGUCCCACUUGGAAUCGACGUUCAUUGUUUAUCUGGUUUGAUUAAGGCAUGGUUUAGAGAGCUUCCAACAGGGGUACUUGAUUCCCUCACCCCCGAACAGGUGAUGCAUUGCAACACAGAAGAGGAUUGCACCAAUCUUAUGAAGCUGCUUCCUUCAACUGAAGCUGCCCUUCUUGACUGGGCAAUCAAUUUGAUGGCUGACGUUGUUGAGCAAGAACAGUUCAACAAAAUGAAUGCUCGCAAUAUUGCCAUGGUUUUUGCUCCCAAUAUGACACAGAUGGCGGACCCUUUGACUGCAUUGAUCCAUGCAGUGCAAGUGAUGAAUUUCCUUAAGACAUUGAUUCUGAAGACCCUUCGAGAAAGAGAUGAAUCAAUUGCCAAGGCGAGACAGCUUUCAUCACUCUUGGAUUCUCCCUCCUGCAAAGGUGAUUCUCAUAUUCCUUUGGAAGUUAACAACGGGGUUGAGGAAUCUUGUGAUGAAACCGAAUACGAGGAUACUUGUACCGCAAAGGUACCCAAGUUCUCGAGAACUUCAACCUUGGGAAGAAUAGAAUGGUGCAUUGAAGAGAAACUUUGGAAGUCUGAGGAAAAGGGAAACCGAGGUGGGGAAUUAGAAUCCGUUUCAGGUGGUAGCUCACCUUCUAGAUAUGAGAAUGGUCCAUUAGAGAAUAGGUAUAGGGGUAUAUAUGAGAAUGAACAUUGGAUGAGAUUGAGAAAAGGAGUGCGCAGGCUAUGCAGACACCCUGUGUUUCAAUUGAGCAAGCCCACUAAGAAGCGUGAGAGUCUUGGUAUUGUAAAUACUAGCGAAGGAGGUGGAGAGGCUUGGGCCUAAACCAACUUCUCCAUGCUUUUGUUUUAUGGCUUGUAUGAUUGAGAUGUAUAGAUCUUUGCUUGAAAGAUUGUAUGUAGCGUAGCUUUAGUUGUAAUUGCUGCUUGGUAGAAAACAGUGAGAUGUUUCAAGGAGUUUACAAAUAGAUAGAUACACUAAUUCGUCUGGGUACAACUAUAUUUUCUUAUUGUCACUCUAUUACCCUAAACAAAAUUAUGUUGAAUAUUUUCAUACCAACCCGGCAACCACAUUCAUUGCGGAUAAGUAUUUGUU